AUGGAGCACUGCAUAAUUCUUAUAAUCCUUACAAUUGCGCUGCCAACAUUUUUGGAAGGAUUUGAUGUAUACUGGAACUUCCCUUCAGGGAAAUGCCAGAAAAAUAAGACUUAUCACAUUAAUUUGGAAAGUUACAAGAUUAAAGAGAAUACAGAUCAUAAGUUCGAAGGAGAUAAGAUUGUAAUUUUUUACGAAUCCAAGUUCGGCCUUUAUCCUUACUACAAAGAGUACAACGCUAGCCAGCCCAUCAAUGGCGGCCUUCCACAGGUUUACCAAAACCAGUCAAUUCUAUAUGUAAGACAACGUUAUCCUGAGAUAAAGGACGAAACAAUAAUUGAAAGGUUGGCUGAAGCAGAGUUCAACAGCGCGUCCAUGCGAUUUUUCGUCGAGACCAUACAAAAGGCAAAGGAGAUGCGUCCCUAUGCAAAAUGGGGAUUUUAUGGAUUCCCGUUCUGUAACUAUAACGCUGAACAUUCGAUACGCGUAGCACGUUUUUUUCAGGCAGUACUAAUGGAAGCACGAAGGAUCUCUAAAAUGUUCAAACCUCCCCUACCUAUCUAUGCAUACACCAAAAUCGAAUACGACCCGACGAAAGAAAUAAGGGACGAUUUCUAUAAUAAUGUAGAUCAGCACUCGGAAUGCAGAAAAGUAAAAUGCAGUGAUCUUGGCAAAUGCGUAAAAUUUGGAAAUGACACGUGCAACGCGGUAACUCCAACAAAGCUGGAAUUCCACAUGAAAUUUGAUGAGUAUCACUGUGAAUGCGAUAGCGGUGUUACAAACGGACAAUGUUCUUCGGCACUUGUUUUACCUCCCUGA
This is a messenger RNA of Strongylus vulgaris, 816 nucleotides long. The record is from the annotation of a GenBank genome assembly. NCBI's taxonomy places the organism in Eukaryota, Metazoa, Nematoda, Chromadorea, Rhabditida, Strongylidae.